AUGUCCUUUGACGAAAGAUUCCCCAAACGCCAGGUCCAAAUCAUCUCGGCCCCAUUUUCUGGAGGCCAACCCCGUGGAGGUGUCGAUGAAGGCCCUCAGCACCUUCUCGAGGCAGGCCUUGAGACUGUGCUCAAGGACCUUGACUGGAACCCCUCGUUUGAUGGUCACCUGGACUUCCCGGUACCAGAGUCUGGAGACGAGCCUAUUGGUCACGUCAAAAACCCACGCCACGUUUCUAGUGCUGCCCACAAGGUCUUUACACAUGUCUCAGAGGCUGCCAAAAGUGGCAAGUUCCCAUUGACCAUUGGCGGUGACCAUUCCAUUGGCAUUGGUACCGUCGCAGGUGUCAUGCAGCAGUACCCGGAUGCAUGUGUCAUUUGGGUCGAUGCCCAUGCUGAUAUCAACUCUCCUCAAGGCUCUGAAUCAGGGAACCUUCACGGAUGCCCCGUCUCAUUUGUUUUGGGCCACGAUGACCCACUGCCCUCUGAUGAUCCCAAAGAAGCUAAUCUUUUCAACUGGGUCCCUCACUGCCUGGAUCCCUCGCGUAUUGCUUACAUUGGCCUCCGUGAUCUCGACAAGUACGAGAAAAAUAUCCUCAAGGAAAAUCACAUUGCAGCUUUUACUAUGCGCCACGUUGAUCAGUACGGUAUUGGCAAGGUUGUUGAAAUGGCCCUGCGCGCCAUUAACCCUCACAACAAGAGACCUAUCCACCUCUCCUUUGACAUUGAUGCCCUUGACCCCUUCUUUGCACCAGCAACUGGUACUGCUGUUCGUGGAGGUCUUACCUGGCGUGAGGGCUGUUACAUUUGCGAGGCAAUUGCAGAGACUGGCAACCUUGUGGCGAUGGAUCUCGUCGAAGUUAACCCCCAUCUGGCAGAGACUGAAGAGCACGCCAAAAUGACUACAAACGCGGGCAUUUCUCUCGUCAAGUGCGCUCUCGGCGAUGUUUUGCUGUGA
This is a messenger RNA of Magnusiomyces paraingens, 957 nucleotides long. RefSeq lists its product as uncharacterized. The transcript has a single exon. The record is from RefSeq and is a predicted model, not a curated record. Gene Ontology annotation, molecular function: manganese ion binding; arginase activity. Gene Ontology annotation, cellular component: nucleus; cytosol; cytoplasm. Bases 1 to 957 code for a protein of 318 amino acids. Lineage: Eukaryota; Fungi; Ascomycota; Dipodascomycetes; Dipodascales; Dipodascaceae.